Ahaetulla prasina is the source of this 6714-nucleotide messenger RNA. It is a transcript of the gene HSPA4L, whose product is annotated as heat shock protein family A (Hsp70) member 4 like. Lineage: Eukaryota; Metazoa; Chordata; Lepidosauria; Squamata; Colubridae. Gene Ontology annotation, cellular component: nucleus; cytosol. The record is from RefSeq and is a predicted model, not a curated record. Gene Ontology annotation, biological process: protein folding. Gene Ontology annotation, molecular function: ATP binding; ATP-dependent protein folding chaperone. Bases 793 to 2946 code for a protein of 717 amino acids. The transcript is spliced from 19 exons.
CCUGCGCAGAGGAGAGAAAGUGCCGGUUGGCGGUUGAUGCUCCGCAGUGACAGAACGAGCAAGCAACUCGCCGAGGUGCCGUCUCCCCGCCGCGAGCGUUGUCCCGCCAGGGCCCGCCGCGGUAACGCGGAGGGAGGGGUGAGGAAGAAAGCGGACCGCACCCGCCGCAGUCAUGUCUGUGGUGGGCAUCGACCUGGGCUUUCAGAACUGCUACAUCGCGGUGGCGCGGAGGGGCGGCAUCGAGACCAUCGCCAACGAGUACAGCGACCGCUGCACCCCGUGAGUUUUAGCCUUCCAACUGGGCUUUGGGCAACAACCUCCGCUCCGGAGGGAUUAACGGCAGCUCGUGCUCUUUCCGUUGGCUCCUUCCCCGGCAGCCUCCGCCUCAUGAAACCUUUUAAGGAGCUUUCCCCCACCCCCACCCCCACCGGUGCCACUCUGCCUACCUGGAAAUUACGCUAUUGGGCAAGGGCGGUUAGAAUUACAAGCUUCUCUCUCCCUGGAUUAUGAGCUGUUAUCAUAGUUUUACAAACCCAUAGUAGAGCUUGUAUAUCUUUGGGAUCCAAAGCCCGGACUAUUGGAAAUGCAGCAAAAAGCCAGAUUAUCACAAAUAUUAAGAAUACAUUACAUGGAUUUAAAAAGCUGCAUGGGAGAGCAUUUAAUGAUCCGUUUAUAAAGUCUGAGAAAGAGAAACUGCCAUAUGAGCUUCAGAAAUUACCUAAUGGGAGUGUAGGAGUGAAGGUACGUUAUUUGGAUGAAGAGAGAUUAUUUGCUAUUGAACAAGUUACUGGUAUGCUAUUAGUUAAGCUUAAGGAAACAUCAGAAAGUGCACUUAAAAAGCCUGUAGCAGAUUGUGUCAUUUCCAUCCCAAGCUUUUUUACUGAUGCUGAGAGAAGGUCUGUUAUAGCAGCAGUGCAAGUGGCAGGUUUAAAUUGCUUGAGACUAAUGAAUGAAACUACAGCAGUUGCUUUAGCCUAUGGAAUUUAUAAACAGGAUCUACCAGCCCCAGAGGAGAGACCAAGGAAUGUGGUUUUUGUAGACAUGGGACAUUCUGCCUACCAGAUUUCUAUUUGUGCUUUUAACAAAGGAAAAUUGAAGGUACUUGCUACCACAUUUGAUCCCUUUUUGGGUGGUAGAAACUUUGAUGAUGCUUUGGUAGAUUAUUUCUGCGAAGAGUUCAGGAUGAAAUAUAAACUUAAUGUUAAGGACAAUGGUCGAGCAUUGCUGCGGUUAUACCAGGAAUGUGAAAAACUGAAGAAGCUGAUGAGUGCAAAUACUUCUGAUCUUCCAGUAAACAUAGAAUGCUUUAUGAAUGACAUUGAUGUCUCUAGCAAAAUGAACAGGGCUCAGUUUGAACAACUGUGUGCAUCUCUUCUAGCCAGAGUAGAACCUCCUUUGAGAGCAGUGAUGGAACAAGCGAAACUACAGCGUGAAGAUAUUUACAGUGUAGAAAUAGUAGGUGGAGCAACUCGUAUUCCAGCUGUGAAGGAACAGAUUUGCAAUUUUUUCUGUAAAGAGAUAAGUACCACAUUAAAUGCAGAUGAAGCUGUUGCAAGGGGUUGUGCAUUACAGUGUGCAAUUCUGUCCCCAGCAUUUAAAGUUCGUGAAUUUUCCAUCACAGAUGUUGUUCCUUACUCAAUUACUCUGAGGUGGCAAUCAUCUUAUGAGGAAGGAACAGGUGAAUGUGAAGUCUUCAACAAAAAUCAUGCUUCUCCAUUCUCAAAAGUUAUUACUUUCCACAAAAAAGAGCCUUUUGAGCUGGAAGCAUUUUAUACACAUCCUCAUGAUGUCCCUUAUCCUGAUACAAGAAUAGGGCAUUUUGUUAUUCAAAAUGUUGGUCCCCAAAACGAUGGUGAUAAUUCAAAAGUUAAAGUUAAAGUGCGAGUUAAUAUCCAUGGAAUCUUCAGUGUGGCUAAUGCAUCUGUAGUAGAGAAGCAAAAUUUGGACAAUGAGCCUAAUGAUAUUCCAAUGGACACAGAAUUGUCAUGUAGGAAUCAAAGCAAAGAUGAACUGGCUAAAAUGCAGAUUGAUCAAGAUGAUGGUAAUCAAAAGAGCCAAAUAGAACAAAGUCAAACAGAUGAGGAAACUGAUCAUAUAGGUACCGAAGGAAAAACUGCUUCAGGAGACAAGAUUGAUGCAAAUCAGUCAAGCAAAACAAAGAUCAAGAGCAUUGAUCUACCCAUCCAUGUUAACUUAUAUAGACAGGUUGAACAGGAUCUUAUUAAUUGCUACAUUGAAAAUGAGCGGAAAAUGAUAAUCCAAGACAUUCUGGAGAAGGAGAAAAAUGAUGCGAAAAAUGCUGUUGAAGAAUAUGUGUAUGAUUUGAGAGAUAAACUUUGUGCCGUCUAUGAAAAAUUCAUAACUGAAGAUGAUUCAAGAAGAAUAACAUUAAUGUUAGAGGAUGUAGAAAAUUGGCUUUAUGAAGAUGGAGAGGACCAACCAAAACAUGUAUACGUGGAAAAACUUCAGGAAAUGAAAAAAUUUGGUGGCCCUAUUCAUGAUAGAUAUAAGGAAUACGAAGAAAGACCAAAAGCUUUAUUUGAUUUAGAAAAUAAACUCCAGACGCUUAUGAAAGCUCUAGAAGAAUACGAAAAAAAGGAUAAAAAAUAUGAUCACAUUGAUCCUGUUGAUAUGGAAAAGGUUGAAAAAUAUGCCAGUGAAACUAUGAACUGGUUGAGCUCAAAGAUGCAUAUACAGCACAGACUGAAUUUGACACAGGAUCCUAUUAUUAAGGUGGCAGAAAUAAAAGCAAAAUCUAAGGAACUGGACAAUUUAUGUAAUCCAAUUAUUUACAAACCUAAGUCCAAAGCAGAACCACUGUCUAAAGAUCAAGGAAAAACUAAUAGUGAACAAAACAGGCCAAUGAAUGGACAAAGCAGCUCUGAUACUAAAUUAGACGAUAGUUGCCAGCAGCCUAAAUCAUCUGAAGAAAUGGACAUGGACUAAGUUUUACAAUUCUUUGAGUUCAUUAAAAACAGUGCAAGUAAUCAGAGGGUCCUUUUUUUCUUAAUUCACACUACAUAUGUUGAGUUAUUUAGAAAACUUUCUGUCCUUUAUUCUUUUCACUAGGUUUGAAACUGUUUUUCUAUUGAGUACAUUCUUAUUGUUCAUUCCAUUAAGCUUAUUGUGAAGCUUUAGUUGAAUGUAGAUUGUAAUCAGUUUAAGCUUUUAUGAUAUAUUUUAUAUCAAAGAAGCAGAAUUGAUACAUAAAUGAUAACAAUCUACCUUAUUCAAAGCUUGUAUUGUAAGCCACUGCUCCUUUAUUCAUGACAGACCACUGUAUUGCACUUUCGAUGCUGAAGUGUAGAUUUUUGCAUCUUUAUUUUAGAAAAUAUUCAGUUUGACAUGGCUUGAACAUUGCCACCAGAAGCACUGAUCUUUUUUUAAAUUGUUGUAUUGUUCUAAUAUAAAUAUUAAAAUAGAGCUUAGUUGGCAAACUAGUUCAUCUUGUUGAUGUACCACAAAAACCUGUAAGAAUUUUGUUGAUCAAUAUCCAAAGCUUAAAAGGACCUUACACCAGCAGCAUUCUUUGUCAGCAAACUAGUAACAAGAUUUAAAAUAAAACUUGUGGUCCCCGUGUUCACACGGUCCUGUAUCAUAUUUUGUGUCGAUGCCGAGACGCUCUUAAAGUUGUAAUAGUAUGGAAUUGGAAGACUGUAACGAGAGAGACACAUGCUUUCAUUUCUCUUAAAUACCUCUGACCUAACUGGCUUGGGUUUAUUUAGAAUGCUGCCUUUGACUGUUUUUACAAAAUGCCCUCCUUGGAAUUAAACGUAAAAAAUACACACAUAAUAUAGUGUCAUCAAUUAAUAUUACUUAUACAAUUCCUUAUUUUUGUUUUACUUGGCAAAAAUAAUAUUCUUACUUUAGAGAUUGUGCUUACAGAAAGUUCAUGUAAUCGUUUUUGGUAAUUGUCCCAAGCAUUUGCAGAAUAACAUUUAAUAUAUCUUUAACAAAUAGAUAAAAAGAAGUUACUUGUUAUUUAAGCUUAAUAUCAGUACAGAUGAAUCUAAAAAAUAAUCUUAAAACAUGCUAACACCACCUAGCAAUCACAAUUUUUUAAUCAAAGUAAUCAUGUGGAGACUGAGAAUCGUACAUUGCUCAUUCCAAUUUUUGGGUGAAAAAUUAUAACAUAAAAUGUAUAUAUGCUUUUGCAAAAAUCUUGUAAAUCAGAUUUCUGUUCUUUUUAUUCCAGAUAUAAGUUGAUUUGCUAAGUUAUUAAAUUUUAGAUUUAACUGACUAGAUCCUAAAGAAGAAAUCAAUUUUGUGCUGCUGCUGCCAACAACAACAACAAAAGGUUUGUUCUUCAGCAACCAGACACAUUAUUUUGACCUAAAGAGGAAUUACUGGUAUAUGUUCUUUUUCUGAGUAUAGCAUGUGUUUUAUCAUAUCAUAUUCAUAUUAGUAUAGUAUGGUAGACACUGCUUUCCCAUCUGUCCUAAUCGAUUGAAAGAAGAGUAACAUAAAAACAUUUGUCAGCUACUCUUCAGUCAGCCUAUCAUGCCCGCCAGUGGAUUAUAACCAAAUUGCUUUGGAAUGUAGCAUAAAUAACUGAGGAUAGUUUACUAAGGAGAACCCACUACAUAACGCAUUAAGCACAUUUAUAUUAUUUUGGCUUAUAUUUCUACUGUUUAUGCAAUCAAUUUUUCACAAGCAGUAUUUAUAGAAGCAUUUUCAGGUAUAUAGUCUUUACCUAUGUAAACCUGUGGUAAAUUUUGAAUAUAUGUUUAUGUUAUUGUAUAUUAAUUCAGUGUAUGGUACAAUAACAGGUCUACACUUUAUGAUUUAUUUUAAACUUUCUGGUUUAGGGUAUGAUGCAUCUGUAUUUUAUUCUUUUUAUUCUUUUAUUCUUCCCACUAUUAUUUUUUAUUCUUUUAUUCUUCCCACUAUUAGCUAUCUUUUAGUUGAUGGUUUUUGAUGGAUUAUGAAAGGGAAAGAAGUAUGUCACCUUUCUGUUUAAGUACUUGACAUUAGACUGGAGAAUUAAUUUAAAGUGCAGUAUAAAAAUAUAUGAUGGGAUAUUAAUACAAAAAAACACAAUAGUAUAUAAAAAAUGUGCAGAACAUUCUAUAUUGAAAAAUUGUCCACUUAUGAGCAUGGUACAUAUAUAAGAAAAAAUGACUCAAAUACUAAUUUAAAGAGUAAAUAAAGGAAAAUAAAUUUGAAAAAGUUUGUGAAAUACAAAAGAAUAUCUAACCUGUAAUGAUACAAGCUUUUUAUGGGAUGGAAUCCUUUUCAUUAGUUGCAUGAAGUGCUAGCCUUACAAGGAUAUAUAUGAUAUAAACAGAGACAUAUAAAAUGAAGUUAAAUAGUAAUGACAUGCUAUUUGUUGCAGUCUAUGGCACUUCCAGUGUAUGAAAAAUAGUUGCCCUUACAUUAAUAGAUGCUAAUGAAAAAUGCUUAUAAGUGUAAGGAAAUCCUAAAGGAAAAUUUCUUGCAAGUGCUUUGCAGUUUCAUAUGGGUUGUUUCCCCACCACGUUUCGAAAACUGGUUUUUUUGUCCUACACUAUGUUAAAACUUAACAAAGAUAAGUUUGUUAACAAUUAUUUAUUAAGGGAUAACUAUUCUGAAUACACAUUCUUAGCCCGGAACAAAACUAUCUUGUGAAACCUUAUUAGAUUCUAUCUACUAUUACAUAAGAAUUCCAGGAGAUGCUAAACCUGCCAAUGAUUGGCUAAUGUUUCAUCUGUGGAAUUAAUUCUACUCUUUUCUCAGUCCUGAUAUUGGUAUAUAUGAACAUGGGCAAUUUAGUUUUACAAAAAAAGUCUUGAUACUACCUGGUUUUAUUCCCAUGUGAUCAGUUGUCUUACAAUAGAAAAUUGAUUAAUAAACUUAAUUACAUUAGCUAAUUUUGAUCAGCUCCUACUGUUUAGCUGUUUAUAGACAUCCCUAACUUCUUCCCAUUUCCUUCACAUAGCAUCAAAUUAUAUUUAAUGCCUUGUUUACCUAAUAAUAGUAAUACACUAAUUUCUCUCUAAAAUAAUUUCUUGGAAAAUACAAUCCAUUUUAAUAAACUUUUCAAACUAUCCUCAAACUAAAUUAGACUAAAACUCAAAAUAUUUUUGUGAAAAUAUAAUGAAGUUAGUUUGUAGGGAAAGAGAGAAGCAUGAAUGGCCAGGGUUCCUAGAAGACAAUUAGAAACUUGAUUUUUUUCUCUCUUGUACACAACCAAAACAUUAUACGUGCCUUAAAGGUUCUUUUAUUGUCAGACUUAAUAAGGAAAAUUUUUACAGAGCAGCUUGGAUGAACUGGAUCCUCAGCUGAACUACAGAAGGUGAUUUCAUACUAAGUGUAUACCCAUUUCAUGAUGUGCUGUUUUUUAAAACUAUGAUCUAAAUGGACAUAUUUCUGAUGGUACUGAACACAGAUACCGGGGGGGGGGGCACUUAAACACACUCAAUUUGAAAGAAACACUUCAGUAUUAGCAAGAAGCUGAACUGAAGUCACCUGCCAUUGUGAAUUUGAUUAGUUCAACAAAUUUUUGUAUUAUGUAGCAAAUAUAUUCUUCUAUAAACAUUGCCCAGUGGGACAGAGGAAUGUUCUCAACUUGCAUAAAUCUAUAGCAGUGUUACAAAAUGUUUCCUAUAUAUGUGAACAGAUAGAAUCUUUCAUAGUGACAUGCACAAAUUGACAAAUAUGUCAAUUGACUUCUAAGUAGCAAUAUAAAUUGCUAGAGAUUGUAUGUAAUAUAUUUUUAAUAAAUAUUUAAAUUUA